AUGCGCUGCUCAUUGGCCGCAUUUGUCACCCUCAGCCUCGCAGUAGCCUCCUUGGCGGAGCCCACUCUCAGCUCACAUAUUGUGCAUGAGAAACGCAGCGCCAUUCCUGUCGGAUGGUCCCACACUCGAAGACACGAGAGUGCGGCAACCGUUCCUCUGCGCAUUGCUUUGAAGCAGAGUAACAUCGAGUCCAUCGAUGAAUAUCUUUACGACGUCUCUCACCCGGAGUCGGCCAACUAUGGAAAGCACUGGACUGCAGGGGAGAUUUCCCGAAAAUUUUCACCCUCAGAGGAAACCGUUUCCACCGUCAGAGACUGGCUUAUUGAGAAUGGGCUAGCAAGCGAGCGCAUCCGCGUGAGUUCCACCAAGGGCUGGAUCAAAGUCGAUGUCACGGUCGAGGAAGCGGAACGGCUUAUGAACACUGAGUAUCAUGUUUACACCCAUGUUUCCGGACAGGAGCACGUCGCUUGCGAAGCCUAUAAUCUCCCCGAGCACAUUAGUACUCAUGUCGACUUUGUCAUACCUACCGUUCACUUCGAUGCGAAACUUAAGGGUAGAUCUGGUGUUGAGCCGGAACCUGCACGUGCGAUUGGCCAACCCGGUGUAGGAAUCACCCCGAAGACUGCUGGCUCUAUCUCACAGUUGGUGACUGAGCUUGAGCAGUGUGACGAGUACAUCACUCCUAUCUGCUUGAGGGCUCUGUAUGGUCUCGUAUACGAGCCUGUCGCUACUGAGAAGAACAGCUACGGCAUCGUGGAAUACACUCCUCAGGCGUACUUGCAAUCCGACCUACAAAUGUUCGCCAUGAACUACUCUACUGAUCUCCUCGGAAAGGAGCCAUACAUGGUAUCCAUUGACGGGAGACAUGUUGCAGGGUAUGCACAGACCGAGUACCAAGGUUUCGGAUACAACGGCGAGUCGGACCUCGACCUCCAAUAUGGAAUGUCUUUGGUCACUGGCAAGCAGAACGUUACUCUUUACCAGACUGGUGACAUGGUCGAAGGGGCUUCUUUCAACAACUUUCUCGACGCCAUCGAUGGUUCAUACUGUACAUUCGAGGGCGGUGACGAUUACACUCAAGAUGCCCAAUAUCCUGACCCGUACGGAGGAGGUUACGAGGGUCCUGAGGACUGUGGCACUGUUACACCCGCCUACGUCAUCUCAACAUCGUACGGGUACAACGAGGCUGAUCUCACUCCGUUCUAUACUGCGCGCCAGUGUUCAGAAUAUGCGAAGCUUGGCUUGAUGGGCGUCACUGUCCUGUACAGCUCUGGAGAUUAUGGUGUUGCUGGUAACGGCGGGUAUUGCUUGAACCCCAAUGGCACUCAGUCUCCAACCGGUAUGAUCUUCAACCCCAGUUUCCCUGGUAGCUGCCCCUACGUCACGUCUGUUGGUGCUACCAUGGUCAAGCCGAACACAAGUGUCGCGGCUAUUGAACCUGAAAUGGCUUGCAUGGAAGUUAUCUACUCUGGAGGAGGUUUCAGUAACUACUUCGCGAUGCCCUCAUAUCAGAAGACCGCGGUCGAUUACUAUCUGGAGAAUUAUCCCCCCAACUACCCCCCAACUAUCUGGAACUCGACUGGCAUGUCUCGUGCUUUCCCUGACAUUUCCGCCAACGGAGCUAAUUACGUUGUCGCUGUCGACGGUCAAUUCGAGCUUGUGUACGGAACUUCCUGUUCUUCACCAGUCAGUGGCGCCAUCUUCACGAUGAUCAACGAUGCCCGUCUCGCUGUAGGGAAGGGCCCGAUUGGUUUCAUCAACCCUACGAUCUACUCUGCUGAUUUCGCCGGUGCUUUCAAUGAUAUUACCACAGGGUCAAACCCGGGCUGUGGUACUGAAGGUUACAACGCUACGGCUGGGUGGGACCCAGUUACUGGUCUUGGUACUCCCAACUUCCCAAUGUUGCUUGAGAGGUGGCUGGCUCUUCCAUAG
This is a messenger RNA of Suillus clintonianus, 1932 nucleotides long. Its product is annotated as peptidase S8/S53 domain-containing protein. The transcript is spliced from 10 exons. The record is from RefSeq and is a predicted model, not a curated record. Gene Ontology annotation, biological process: proteolysis. The coding region runs from base 1 to 1932 and encodes 643 amino acids. Gene Ontology annotation, molecular function: tripeptidyl-peptidase activity; serine-type endopeptidase activity. Lineage: Eukaryota; Fungi; Basidiomycota; Agaricomycetes; Boletales; Suillaceae.